ACAGACUGUUCUAUGACUGCAAAGAUGGAAACGACCUUCUACGACGAUGCCCUCAACGCCUCGUUCCUCCAGUCCGAGAGCGGCGCCUACGGCUACAGUAACCCCAAGAUCCUGAAGCAGAGCAUGACCCUGAACCUGGCCGACCCCGUGGGCAGCCUGAAGCCGCACCUCCGGGCCAAGAACUCCGACCUCCUCACCUCGCCCGACGUGGGGCUGCUCAAGCUGGCGUCGCCCGAGCUGGAGCGCCUGAUAAUCCAGUCCAGCAACGGGCACAUCACCACCACGCCGACCCCCACCCAGUUCCUGUGUCCCAAGAACGUGACGGACGAGCAGGAGGGCUUCGCCGAGGGCUUCGUGCGCGCCCUGGCCGAACUGCACAGCCAGAACACGCUGCCCAGCGUCACGUCGGCGGCGCAGCCGGUCAGCGGGGCGGGCCUGGUGGCCCCGGCCGUGGCCUCGGUGGCGGGCGGCGGCGGUGGCGGCGGCGGCGGCGGCGGCUUCGGCGCCAGCCUGCACAGCGAGCCGCCGGUCUACGCCAACCUCAGCAACUUCAACCCGGGCGCGCUGAGCGGUGGCGGCGGCGGCGGCGGGGCGCCCUCCUACGGCGCGGCCGGCCUGGCCUUUCCCGCGCAGCCUCAGCAGCAGCAGCCGCCGCCGCCGCCGCCGCCGCCGCCGCCGCACCACCUGCCCCAGCAGAUCCCCGUGCAGCACCCGCGGCUGCAGGCCCUGAAGGAGGAGCCGCAGACGGUCCCCGAGAUGCCCGGGGAAACGCCGCCCCUGUCCCCCAUCGACAUGGAGUCCCAGGAGCGGAUCAAGGCGGAGAGGAAGCGCAUGAGGAACCGCAUCGCUGCCUCCAAGUGCCGGAAAAGGAAGCUGGAGAGGAUCGCCCGGCUGGAGGAAAAAGUGAAAACCUUGAAAGCGCAGAACUCGGAGCUGGCGUCCACGGCCAACAUGCUCAGGGAACAGGUGGCCCAGCUUAAGCAGAAAGUCAUGAACCACGUUAACAGUGGGUGCCAACUCAUGCUAACGCAGCAGUUGCAAACGUUUUGAGGCGAGACUGUCGGGGGCUGAGGGGCAACGGAGAACAAAUAACCCAGAGAGGGACAGACUUGAGAACUUGACAAGUUGCGAGAGAGGGAGAAAGAGAGAAAAAAGAAGUGUCCGAGAACUAAAGCCAAGGGUUUCCAAGUUGGACUGGGUUGCGUCCUGACGGCGCCCCCAGUGUGCACGAGAGAGAAGGACUUGGCGCGCCCUCCCUUUGGCAGGGAGCCAGGGAGCGGCCGCCCGCGGGCUGCCCCGCUUUACGGUCGGGCUGUCCCCGCGCAAACAGAACGUUAGACUUUUCUUUAACAUUGACCAAGAACUGCAUGGACCUAACAUUCGAUCUCAUUCAGUAUUAAAGGGGGGAGGGAGGGGUCGCAAACUGCAAUAGAGACUGUAGAUUGCUUCUGUAGUGCUCCUUAAGAACACAAAGGGGGUGGGGGGGGGAGGCGGGAGGGAGGUUUGCGAGAGCGAGGCCCAGUCUGCAGAUGAACUCCUUCUGGACUGCCUUCCAUAACUGUGUAUGUACAUGUAUAUAUUUUUUAAUUUGAUGAAAGCUGAUUACUGUCAAUAAACAGCUUCACGCCUUUGUAAGUUAUUUCAUGUUUGUUUGUUUGGGUGUCCUGCCCAGCGUUGUUUGUAAAUAAGAGAUUUGGAGCACUCUGAGUUUACCAUUUGUAAUAAAGUAUAUAAUUUUUUUAUGUUUUGUUUCUGAAAAUUCCAGAAAGGAUAUUUAAGAAAAUACAAUAAAAUAUUGAAAAAGUGA
This is a messenger RNA of Orcinus orca (killer whale), 1807 nucleotides long. RefSeq names its product Jun proto-oncogene, AP-1 transcription factor subunit (gene JUN). The record is from RefSeq and is a predicted model, not a curated record. Gene Ontology annotation, cellular component: transcription regulator complex. Gene Ontology annotation, biological process: regulation of transcription by RNA polymerase II; regulation of cell cycle; regulation of cell population proliferation. NCBI's taxonomy places the organism in Eukaryota, Metazoa, Chordata, Mammalia, Artiodactyla, Delphinidae. Gene Ontology annotation, molecular function: RNA polymerase II cis-regulatory region sequence-specific DNA binding; transcription factor binding; DNA-binding transcription factor activity, RNA polymerase II-specific. Bases 13 to 1050 code for a protein of 345 amino acids. The transcript has a single exon.